AUAUUUUUGACCACCACAUCCUCAUUACCAACGCCGCUCACUCCACAAACUUAUUGCAGUUUCGGCAGAAACAACUAACCAUUACUACGUUCGCUACAGCUUGCCCAGCAUGAGUACAUCAAAGGAACCCAAGAUAAUGUCUUCGCGACUACUCACUAUGAAGUUCAUGCAACGCUCAACCGUCAAGAACUCCUCCCCCACGUCCUCCACCGGCCCUUCAACACCCAUCUCAAAUGGGCCUCAUGCAAAGCGCCAACGUCUUUCCUCAGGUUCAUACACGCCCACCCCGUCCUCCGACUAUGUUGCCAUGCAGGCCGCCCUCGCGGCUGAGGAAGCCAAACGCUCGGAGGCAGUUGAGCGACAGGCGGCUGAGGUGGGCGAGACGAGGUGGGUCUUGAGCUUUCGAGAUGACCAGGCGGCGCGAGGCAAGGUCCAGAUGAGGGUGGUGCAGGCAGGGUUCGCGGAGAUUGACGGUCAGGGCGACGAGGAGAGUAGUGAUGAGGAGAGCGGUUUCGGUGCGGGAGGGAGGAUGAGGUUUGGAAAGGGGAAGAAGGCUCAAGUCACAAAUUCUUCCGCCGACAAGGAAGAAUCGUCAGACUCAGACGAAAAAUCAGACCCCUUAGACUCCGACCCUGACGGUGACCCCACUGAUGCGCUCAUCCGCUCCGCCCAGGCUCGCGCCGACCGCAAGGCGAAGAAGCAGGCCGCAAAAGCAGAGGCUGUAAAAAUGGCGGAGGCACGGCGUAGGAAGGAAGUGAACCUGAAUCAAAACAAGGGGAGAGGGAUAUCGUCAGGUGGCGGCCUUAGCAUGGCAAACACAGCCAGGGGCGUGACAUGUCAUGGUUGUGGGCAGGAAGGACACAUGAUGCGAGACUGUCCAAAGAACACGAGGAGGAGAAUACCAGAAGAACGGUGGAAAGCUAAUCAAGACCUCAAGAUUUUGCGGUAAUAUUCUCUGCUCAGAACACACGCUAGGUACAUCUACGAGCAAAGUAUAGGCAGAAAUGGUACACAGUAUUACUACUCCCAUGGAUUCUUGUAUGCUCUGGUACUCCACGACGAGCUAUUACCCACCAGCGGCUCGUUAUGAGUCGAAGUGCAAUCACUCUCAAAGAGCUUAAUCGCUGCGUUAAAGACGCUUUCGAAGUAGAUACGAGUUCAUAAGAAGGUUCUUCACAUGGCG
Mytilinidion resinicola is the source of this 1183-nucleotide messenger RNA. RefSeq lists its product as uncharacterized. The record is from RefSeq and is a predicted model, not a curated record. The transcript is spliced from 3 exons. Gene Ontology annotation, molecular function: nucleic acid binding; zinc ion binding. NCBI's taxonomy places the organism in Eukaryota, Fungi, Ascomycota, Dothideomycetes, Mytilinidiales, Mytilinidiaceae. Bases 110 to 949 code for a protein of 279 amino acids.